This is a messenger RNA of Schizophyllum commune H4-8, 1331 nucleotides long. RefSeq lists its product as uncharacterized. The record is from RefSeq and is a predicted model, not a curated record. Gene Ontology annotation, cellular component: RNA polymerase I complex; RNA polymerase III complex. Gene Ontology annotation, biological process: DNA-templated transcription. Lineage: Eukaryota; Fungi; Basidiomycota; Agaricomycetes; Agaricales; Schizophyllaceae. The transcript is spliced from 5 exons. Gene Ontology annotation, molecular function: DNA binding; protein dimerization activity. Bases 62 to 1126 code for a protein of 354 amino acids.
UUUCCCCUGACGCGCUCUCCUCCAAUAUACACUCCCCCGCGUCGUGCUUCAAACACGCAGAAUGGACGUAGACCAACGAAGAUUAGUGGGGAUCACUGCUGAGCGCGUCACGAACGUCUCCAGCACCGACUACCCUGGUCAUCAUUACGGGGAGGACCACUCUUGGAACCUGGAAGAGUUCAAACGUAACUUGAAAGUCAAGGUGCAAAGACUGUCGAACCGAUCAAUAGAAUUCGACCUUGUCGGCGUAGAUGCAUCCAUCGCGAAUGCGUUCCGCCGUAUAAUGAUCGCGGAAGUUCCUACCAUUGCUAUCGAAAAUGUAUACGUGUGGGACAAUACCUCUGUCAUCGUAGACGAAGUCCUCGCCCACCGCCUCGGCCUCGUCCCACUAAACGUCGACCCUGACCAAAUGCAACCCCGCAAAGACAUCCCCACCGACCGCGACACCAUCAUCUUCGACCUCGCCGUCGCGUGCACGCGUAAAUCACACUCAAGCGCUAACGCGACGGAGCCGGAGGACUUGUACGACAACCAUGAAGUGCUGUCCUCGCAUCUGAAGUGGCGUCCGGUCGGCGAGCAGGAAGAGGUGUUCGCGAACAAGCCCCCAGCGCCAACAAACCCGAAUAUCGUGCUUGCGAAACUGCGUCCGGGACAAGCUGUGCACAUGGAAUUGCACGCGGUGAAGGGUGUAGGGAAGGACCACGCGAAGUUUAGCCCUGUUGCCACCGCCUCCUACCGCCUCCUCCCCCACAUCAAAAUCAAGAAGCCCAUACCGCCGGAGCUCGCCGACAAGUUCCAAAAGUGCUUCAGCCCAGGUGUCAUCCGCGUCGACCCCAAUACGAAGGCCGUCAGCGUCGACCCCAAAAACGUCCGGCGAGACACCGUCAGCCGCGAAGUCCUCCGGCAUCCCGAGUUCCAGGACAGCGUCGAGCUGAGUCGGGUGAGGGAUCACUUUUUGUUCAGCGUCGAGUCGGAGAGCGCAUAUGCACCCGAGUGGUUGUUGGCGGAGUCUAUCAAGAUCUUGCGGGAGAAGGUGAAGGAGGUCAAGGCCGAGGCUCUGAAGCUGCGGGACCAGGAUGCAGAGCAGAGCGUUGCCGAUGGGGAUGUCUCCAUGGAGGCUGCUUGAGCACUCUCCUCGUUCCCAUGUACUAUCCACUAUCAUCAUCAGUGCUGUAUUCACAUGCAGUCCCCCCCUCUCGCCUUGUAGCAGCAACACAGACCUUCUUUCACUCACAGUUGACUUCGCGAACCAUCACCAUCGACGCCUCCUCGCGUCACAUACCCACACCUCCUUACGCGCAUCACACAUCCACACACCAUGACCGCCAAAU